Molecule: messenger RNA, 2725 nt
Organism: Aphanomyces astaci
Lineage: Eukaryota; Oomycota; Saprolegniomycetes; Saprolegniales; Verrucalvaceae
Exons: 3
Coding region: 1-2688 (895 amino acids)
Cellular component (GO): cytosol; membrane; intracellular membrane-bounded organelle
Molecular function (GO): sterol binding
Source: RefSeq, a predicted model, not a curated record
AUGCAAGAGAAGGACUCGGCAUGCCACAUGAGAGCGGACGACAACACAUCAGUGUGCAAGUCCAUGAGUGACCGAAGCAUCGACGGGGAACAUGCGAGCUGCUUGUCCAGCCGACCAGGGUACGAUCCGAGCUACAUGAAGGAAGGGUACUUGCAGAAGCAAGGGCAGCUCCUGAAAGGGUGGAAGAAGCGGUGGUUUGUGUGCGACGGCCGCACGUUGAGCUACUUCCACACCAACUUGGACAAGACUCCAUCUGCGAUCAUCCCUCUGGAAACAGCAACGGUGCAAGACGGCGGAACGAGCGAACGAUGGAACGGGCCUCGCAUUUACGUCACGGACACCAUCAGUGGUGUGGUGUACUGUGUGUCUGGAGAGGACAGCACAUCUGUACUGCAAUGGCUCGUCAUUCUUCAACGCGCCGUUCAACGCAUCUGCGACGCUAAAGCCGAACACAUCAAUGCACCACUCCGACAAAAAAGCCACAGUGUGCCCGCAGACUUGAAGGCCACCGACACCGCCUUCGGCGGGUCCCUUCGCCGACCCACGGCCUCGGUCUCCGUGUCCAACGUCCUCUCAAACACUACCGCUUCAUCCAAGCCGUCCAAGUCUACCUCCCAUGUCACAUCCAAACCAGUCAACUUAUCCACGACCCUUCGCUUGGAGAACGAUCUCGCCGUUGCCAAGGCGCUCCUCGGCACACUCCUCUUCCAGCACUCGCGCUUCCAUGUCAUGUCCAACGUACAGCACCAUCCCAACUUGCGGAUUGGUUUCGUCACAGACCCUGUCACAGGGAAGGCCUACCUCCGCGGCAGCAUUGUCCUGGACGUCGUGCCUGCCCUGGCACUGCGCCUCCUCCUCGACCCCCAAAAGCGACCCGAAUGGGACGUCCACUUCCCACUCGCCUCGCACGUCGCGUCGUACGGCGGCGCCACGGCCCUCCUCCAUCUCGCGUCGACGUCGUCGGUGCCUUUCAUGCCCGCCGCGGAGUAUGUGACACUGUUGGUCGUCGUGGCUUGUGCCGCCGUCGCCGCCUUGGUCAUGUCGAGUCAGUCGCUGAUGCACGCUGCGAAUGCCGCGGUGGUUGGCGCGUUGCUCGGAUCGUUGCUCGUGAUCACGGUGUCCCCCCAAACGUUGUGGAGACACGCCGUUCAGCGCCGGGACCUGCUGCUGCUGCGCCACGUGUUCGAAGCCCAAUCCAGCGCCAACUCUGUCACACUUUCCACCAACGACGCUAUGGUCGUGGCCGAGUUGUCUGUUGUCAACGAACUCAAACCAGUGACACAGUCCACUAUUCGCGGCAGGGUGUCCAUAUCCGGAUGGCUAGUCCAGUCGCUGGGCACCGACGCCACUCUGGUGACACAUGUGGUGGACAACGUCAACUUGAACGGGUGGCUGCCAGCCGCCGUGAGCGAGCGCGUGGCCCGCGAUCGGCUGUCGAAGUGCCUUCCCGCGCUGGCAUCGUUUGUCCAGCACGCCCAAACUCAAGGAUCGCACUGCGGAUACCACGACGACCUGUUCGACAUUGACGCUACUGCAGUCAUCGACGAAGAAGAGGACGAUGUAACCGACAGAAACGACCUACUGGCGCCGAUACUUCCCCUGAACCCCCCCCACGUCGGGCCAUCUGCUCUUGGGUUCCACCCCCGCCAGUACAUGCAGGCCGUGGUGCGCAACCCCGCGGGCGGCGUGACCCUGACCGACAAGGACGUGGCGAAAAAGCAGAAUGGCGUCGUGAUGGAAGUGAUCAAGACCAUGGGCACGAAACUGCUGGACGGCAAGUCGGCCGUGAGUCUGUCGCUGCCCGUGCGCAUCUUUGAGCCGCGCACGAUGCUGGACCGCCUCGUCGACUUUUACAUGUACGCGCCCAACUAUUUGAGCGCCGCGAGCGACGCCACGGACGCGGUCGAGCGCUUCAAGCUGACGAUGGCGUUCGCGGUCGCGGGGUGGCACCACGCCAUGGGCUGCGCCAAACCAUUCAACCCGAUCGUGGGGGAGACGCUGCAGGCCGCCUUUGUCGACGGCGCCACGGUGCACUGCGAGCAGGCGGCGAGCAGCCCGCUGCCCAUCUCGUACGCCCAAGUGGUGCACCCCAAGUACGCCGUGUGGUCACGCGCAGUGGUCAACGUCGCCAUGCACACCAACACGUUCACGCAGAUGCAGAACGGUCCCGUGGUCGUAGCAUUUCCGGACGGCGGGCGGGUCGAGCUGGCGCUGCCGUCGAUGCGCGUGAGCGGACUCUUGUGGGGAGACCGCGUGCUGGACUUGGUGGGAUCCAUCACGUUUCGCGACGAAGCCAACGACCUUGUGUGCGACCUAAAGCUCAACUUUGACGAGCACAAGGGUCUGUUUGCGUCGAAUAAGGCGCCCACGGAUUUCUUCCGCGGUACCAUCAUGCAGCAUGGGGACUCUGUGUGCGACGUGACCGGGUCGUGGCUUGAUGAACUGCGCGCCGGCGACCACGUCCUCUGGAGCUUUGAGCGCGACGCGUGCGCGCCGCUCGUCCGCGUGCCCGACGACCAAGUCCUGCCCUCCGACAGCCGACACCGUCCCGACCUCCGCGCCCUCGCCACCUACGACUUGGACGAAGCCCAAGACCGAAAGUUUCAAGUGGAGAAACUGCAACGCUCGGACCGCGCGUUCCGAAAAGACGGCCGGCGGCCCACUCACUGGACGUUUGCGGCGUCGUAAUGAGUGUUAAUAUGAAGGGAUUGUGAUUGGUUGGUUA